UGCAAAACCCAUUUCUUUCAGCGUAUUAAACCCUAAAGACAUUUCCUCUAGUGACAAACACUAAUUACUAUCUCUCCGGUGGCGACGCUUUCAAUGACGUCAUCCCGUCUCUAUCUCCGUUUCCUUCGCCGUUUCUCCACCGCCGCUGUAGAUUCUCCAGCCGCUGCUUCUUCCGGCGCAAUCACUGUCUCCAAAGCUAAGCUCAAACUCCGUAAAGUACACGAUCCGGACAAGGCCCUGGCGAUUUACAACUCCGUCUCCAGCAAUUCCUCAUCUCCCGUCUCCUCUCGCUACGCAAUGGAGCUCACCGUCCGCCGCUUAGCUAAAUCUCAGCGCUUCUCCGACGUCGAAGCCCUAAUCGAGUCUCACAAAAGCGACCCGAAGAUCAAAACAGAGACUUUUCUCUCUACGCUUAUCAGAUCUUACGGACGAGCCUCCAUGUUCGACCACGCGAUGAAGACGUUCGAGGAGAUGGAACAGCUCGGCACUCCAAGAACCGUCGUUUCCUUCAACGCCUUGCUCGCUGCUUGUCUUCACUCUGAUCUUUUCGAGAGAGUACCCCAACUGUUCGACGAAAUUCCUCAGAGGUAUAAUAACAUCGCUCCUGAUAAAAUCUCUUACGGAAUGUUGAUCAAGUCGUAUUGUGACUCUGGUUCGCCGGAAAAGGCUAUGGAGACGAUGAGAGACAUGGAGGCUAAAGGCGUUGAAGUCACCAUCAUUGCCUUCACCACCAUUUUGGGAUCUUUGUAUAAGAACGGGCAAAUCGACGCAGCGGAAAAGUUGUGGAGCGAGAUGGUGAACAAAGGCUGCGAAUUGGAUAACACGGUUUAUAACGUUAGGCUCAUGAAUGCCGCCAAGGAAAGCCCCGAGAGAGUUGAGGAACUGAUGGAGGAAAUGAGCAGUGUAGGGUUGAAACCUGAUACCGUGAGCUAUAACUAUCUCAUGACUGCGUACUGCGUGAAAAGGAUGAUGCGUGAGGCCAAGAAAGUGUAUGAAGGGCUUGAUCAGGAACAUGGCUGUUGUGCGAACGCAGCCACGUUCAGGACGCUGAUAUUUCAUCUGUGUAUAAACGGGCUGUACGAUCAAGGUUUGGUCGUGUUCAAGAAGAGCGCGUUGGUGCACAAGAUCCCGGAUUUCAAAACCUGCAAGCAUUUGACUGAAGGGUUGGUGAAGAGUAAUCGAAUGGAAGACGCGAGAGGAGUGGCUAGGACCGUGAAGAAGAAGUUCCCUCCUCGUUUGGUAACCGAGUGGAAGAAACUGGAGGAGGCUCUGGGAUUAUAUUCAAAAGCCAGAGCUGCUGCUUCAUCUUCUUCCCAAGCAAGAGAAGUGUUGGAUCAAUAAAGUGAGGGUGCUGCAUAAAAAGCUCUCAAGAAUCUGCUUAAGAAGGUCUGGUUUUUUCUUGCUUGUGCUUGCUUGCUUGAGCUAAAUUGUUGAAACUGUGAUCCAGGUUGCAUUUCUUUUUUCAUAAAUUAGCUGUAAAAGCUGCAAAUCAUAGUGGUUUGUUUUGAUGAAGAUGAGAACAGUUUAUAGCUUUACGGAGUUGUAGAUAGAAGUAGCAAGAAAGAUUUUGUCACUGCCUAUCUUUCAGUCUAUGUAACUCUAUGUUCAACACACACAAAUGCUUUUUAAGAUGAAUUCAAAUUUCUUUUCCACCAUUAGUCUACAAAUCCACAACAAUUGCUUCUUUUCCCCUAUUUCUGGGCUUUUAAGACGUCCUUUUGCUGAGAAAGGGCUUAAUGGGCUUAUAAGAAAAAGCCCAUUAGUGGCGGCACUAUAAAUAGUCCCUUUCGUCUAAAUUGAAAACAGAUUUUUCUCAAUCGGGAUACUUUUUUUCUUUUUUUCCCGGUGACCGGAGUAAGGAAGCAAAGAGAAGUAGAUGACGACUCGGAUAGCUCCAGGAGUCGGAGCUAAUCUUCUUGGCCAGCACUCCGCCGAGAGAAACCAAGACGCCACUGUUUACGUCGGGAAUCUUGAUCAUCAGCUUUCUGAAGAAUUGCUUUGGGAACUUUUCUCACAAGCCGGCCCCGUUGCUAACGUCUAUGUGCCGAAAGACAAGGUGACAAAUCUUCGUCAAGGUUAUGGAUUCGUUGAAUUUCGCAGUGAGGAAGAUGCUGACUAUGCAAUUAAGGUUCUUAAUAUGAUUAAGCUCAACGGGCAGUUUAUAAAUGUAAAGAAGGCGUCUCAAGAUAAGAAGAGCUUAGAUGUUGGUGCUAACCUUUUCAUUGGAAACCUUGACCCUGAUGUGGAUGAGAAGCUCUUGUAUGAUACUUUUAGCGCAUUUGGUGUGAUUGUUUCUAACCCUAAGAUAAUGCUAGAUCCUGAUACAGGGAACUCACGAGGCUUCGGUUUCAUCAGCUAUAACUCCUUUGAGGCAUCUGAUGAUGCCAUUGAGGCAAUGAACGGACAGUAUCUCUGUAAUCGUCAGAUAACAGUCUCUUACGCAUACAAGAAAGACACUAAAGGAGAGCGACACGGUACUCCAGCAGAGAGGCUUUUGGCUGCUACAAAUCCAAGUUCCAGACCCCACAAGCUAUACGCAAGCGGCCCACCAACGCAUCCCAAUGCUCCUCAAGCUAACGGUCGACCACGUCCACAGGCCUAUCAAACUCAACCACCGUCUUGGCCAUCUCAGCCGUCACAACAACAACAACAACACGGCUUAGCGGUUCCACCACCACCUAGGCAACAACUCUUUCCUACUCAGGGAAUGCCGCCGCCACCACCGCCACCACCGCCACAGUUUCUUCAUAACCAACAAGGUUUCGGUGGUCUGAGGCCACCACCACCACCGCCACCACCUCAAGCCAUGGGAAUGCACCAAAACGGAUGGCCGCCGCAACACAUGCAGCAAGGUGGACCACCACCACCACUAGUUAUGCACCACCAUCAUCAUAUGUCUAUGCCUCCGCCACCACCACACCAAGGUUGAUCAUAAUAUUUUUAGUCUUGGGACCAAAUUAACCGUUUGUAAACCCUUUCUUCCAUAGCAAGUAAUCACAAGAACUAGUUAUAGAUUCUAAGAAGCCUCCCCAAACUCAAGUCGUUUAGCCUUAUCUGACCUUAUGAACCCAUAAGGAUUUUACCCACAUGAAAGACAUAUUUUUUGGUUUUCUCUAUAAAACUAUAAACAUUUUAACCAAUGGUAAUAAAAUUUCACAAAAC
Messenger RNA from Thlaspi arvense, 3162 nucleotides. NCBI's taxonomy places the organism in Eukaryota, Viridiplantae, Streptophyta, Magnoliopsida, Brassicales, Brassicaceae. The record is from the annotation of a GenBank genome assembly.